GCUUACGCGUGAAUUUAUAUACAUCCGUGAUUAGGUGAAGUAGUAGUCAUAUAUAUCUCUUAGAGGGAUAGAAGUAGAAGAAGUAUAGUUACAUACUACCUCGCAUACGGCUCGAAUUACCGCUGACAAUAUGAAAUGUGUCAACAACACAUGCGGGAAAGAUUACCUGGAAAACGAGAACAACGAGACAGUCUGCUUGUACCAUCCUGGGGAGCCGAUUUUCCACGAAGGACUCAAAGGCUGGUCAUGCUGCAAAAAGAGGACCGCAGAUUUUUCAGAGUUCCUGGCCUUCCCAGGCUGCACCGAGGGUCGGCACUUGGACAAAAAGCCUCAGGCAGAGACGGUCGUUGCCGAAGAGCCCAUCGCGCCUACCCAUCACGCACCCAUCGAGGAAGACACAAAACCCAAAAGCGACGAGAGCGCCGCAGUGGAGGUAGCCAUAACACGCGGUCCCUCUGCGCAGAAGGCGUACAACACCUUCAUUCAGAAGCACCUGGCAGACAAGGCUGCGAGAGACCAGGGCAUUGUGGAUGACGCAAAGGUCUGCGAGCACAAAGGCUGUAGUAGUACGUACGGUGAGGCAAAGAAAGAGGACAAUUCACGAUGCGUAUAUCACUCUGGCGCACCUGUAUUUCACGAGGGAUUCAAGUCGUGGUCGUGUUGUCAUAUCAAAACCUCUGAUUUCCAGGAGUUUAUGGACCAGAAGGGAUGCUCUGUAGGCACACACCUGUGGGCACCACAAGAAGACACCACAAGUCAAACCGUGGAGUGUCGGACGGACUUCUUCCAAGGUGCGGAGACACUGUCGCUGAGUGUGUUCGGAAAACACAUUGAUAUAGAGAACACGGUACUGAAGGUCACCAAUCACAAGAUCUGUUUGGACAUGAAGUUCGAAGGCACCAAGCACUGCGUGAUGGAUAUUCCGCUGUACAAGGAAAUCGAUCCCACGAAAACCACAGCCAGAGUUGGACCGGCGAAAUUGGAAAUAGGAAUCACAAAGGCGGAUGCUGGUCAGUGGCCGCAACUCAAGUAGCAGUAGUGAACCAGGUUUAUUAUGUAAUUAAAUCUGCACUUCAUCGCGAAAUUUGGGUCAUGUGGUCGAGUUUUGGGUCUGAAAUCGAAAACACAAAGUUGUUAUCAUCGUAUAGUCUAUACACCAUCUAGCAGUGCUUGUCUGAUAUCUUGUCGGCCAAUCAGAUCGCUUGCUCCAGCUACAGGCAGUGGCAGACUUACGAGUGCUCCUCUUAGCUGCAUACCGUUUUGGUUGAUGCGAUUGAUUUCACAUAACCAUUAAGUGUUCAGAUAGUAACCAUUAAGCGUUCAGAUAGUAACCAUUAAGCGU
Molecule: messenger RNA, 1342 nt
Organism: Sphaeroforma arctica JP610
Lineage: Eukaryota; Ichthyosporea; Ichthyophonida
Exons: 8
Coding region: 131-1033 (300 amino acids)
Source: RefSeq, a predicted model, not a curated record